Diplodia corticola is the source of this 3048-nucleotide messenger RNA. RefSeq names its product nucleoporin nup49 protein. The transcript has a single exon. Lineage: Eukaryota; Fungi; Ascomycota; Dothideomycetes; Botryosphaeriales; Botryosphaeriaceae. The record is from RefSeq and is a predicted model, not a curated record. The coding region runs from base 1 to 3048 and encodes 1015 amino acids.
AUGGCCGCAGUGACACAGAAGCCUGGUGAGCAGACACUCGCUCGAGACGCGUCUGUCCUGGCAUACGCACGCUUCCAUCGCAUCUGCAGAGACUACACGCGUGAAAGCCCUCUCGACUCUCGACACCUCCCGCAAGCACCUAUUUUCCUAGCUCAAGAACUCAGCGAUCCUUCCGGUUGCCCACAGUUCCAAUUCACUCAACCAGUUGGCACUUCCGAGCGCCUUGAGAUAGAUUCUGCAGCAGCGCAUCUAUUGAACUCAGUAUUCGCGCUCCGGAGUUCUCCUCAGGUGACCGACGCCUACUGCCCUCCUCAUCUGACGCGUCACUUGAAGGUCGAGACGCCUUUAUUGAGGAUUGAUCAUGAGCUUGACUCUUUUCGGUUUAGGAAGCGCGAGUCUCUUAAUCUGACGGAUGUGACGCUUCCCCUCGAGCAUACAGAUGACGAAAAAGAUGAAGGACUCUCUUGGCCCCUACAGUGUCGCAAUUUCUCGCAUGAAUUCCACGGCAAGAUCGCAUCCGACAGACUUGACGUUCAAAAGCAGGCACUUCUCUAUCUUCAGUCAGUGAUGAAGCGGCCAGAUAAGCCGGACAUACCAGACUCCGCACCCGUCAAAAGACGACUGAUUCAGCCUAUCACUCCACCGCUACUUCCUCUCAGCCCUGAGUUCACUCAUGUCCCUGAUCCGUCCUCAUCAUCACCUACCGGACAGGUCCAACUACUCUCCGGGACUACUGAUUCUAUAGCUGUCGAGGCCGAAGCUUUGGAGGCUAGGAUAUCGAAAGAGGACAGGAUUGACACUGAUGAUGUGCCGGGCCUCAAGUACUACACCGAAGACCCAAUGUUAUGGGAUGGCAUUGAAGAUCUUGAGGUUGAAACGACAGCACCCUCCUUCAAGCCAAGGCGACGCGCAGCCGAGCUCAAGAUCGAAACUCCGCUUACGCCCCCUGCAAACAUUACGCCACCAUUUCGAUCACCGGCGAAAAAUACAAAGUCAGUGUCGUUUCCUGAUGAAAUGCUCCAAUACAUCACAUACCCAAUGGAGAUCCCGUCCAAGUAUGAGGAUGGAAAUGCUGUGUUGGAUUCUGAGAAUGAUUUUGAUGCCUUCUUCGAAGAAGACAUGGCGCCAAUCGCGAAGAGGGCUGAUUGGAGGGCCGAACACGAACAACUACAUGAAGCGGACACCACCAAACGUGUCGAAGUCCCGGACCUGGAUUUUGAAAUUCCGAUUGCCCCUUGGCACUCUUUUGGCCUGAGAGCAUCACUGAAGAAAGAUGGUAUCUCGACCGAGUUAGAAGCUCAAGCCAGGCUUCUCUCCUAUUGUGCCAAAGAGGAGCUCAAAAUUACCCCAAAGUGGCCUGAGUCGAACAAACAAGACGGGGAGUUGAAAUGGUGGGCCUUCCCGAGGAAUCUUUCCAAAACAGUCGUAGCGGAGGAAAUACAACAUGACGCGGCUCUGAACAAAAUGAUAGGAAGCUCGCCAAUGGGAGAUGUAGAUAUCGUCGACAGUAGCUCCCUGGCCUGGAAACAUGAAGGACUACGCGUUCUUGACCAGCCCGAGGAUGAAGACGAAGAGAUUUUGCCUUGGCACUUUGAGCCUGGCGAUGACCUUGGUUCACUGUUACAGAAGAGGAAAUCUGAGAUUGCGAACGCCUCAGCAGAAUUAGCCAAGCGACUCCCAGAGUCUCUGUCGAAAGAGAGUGUCAUUUAUCAACCGCAAAAGAAACAAAAGACGAAUGAGAAUGCUGUUCACGAAUCCACCCGGCUGGAGAAUCAGUUCAUGCUCGGCGGAUUGUUCUCGGCAUCAAACUCACUGGAACAGUUUAUGCAGAUAAACAGCGGAACGAUGAAUACAAAGCAACCUUUGGAGAAACGUCCACCUGAAGAGAAACAGCAGGAUAACGCCAAGGUAGAGGCUUCUAUUUCGGACGCCUCGAAGCGAGCAGUCGAAAGCAGCCAAUCUCCAAUGCCACUUCCCGCCCCUCCAAUAGCGGACGAACAGCCUCCAAAACCUUUCAUAAUCUCCUCUUCACUCCUCAUCCAACGCCGCGAACUCGUCCGCACCAUCCAACGGCUCUACCCCCGCGCCAUCCUCAUCGAGCGCGACUUCAGCAGACCCCUCUCCACCUCCACCACCACCAGCACCCCAAUUAACCACCACCAACCCCCCACCGAACCCGACCUCCUCCUCUCCCCCUCCACCGGCCUCCUCAUCACCACCCUCCAACGCAUCAAGCAACGCGCCCUCCCCAGCAACCAACACGCAAGCAACAACAACAACAACACCGCAGCCGCCCCCCACAGCACCACCACCACCACCUUCCAAACCGAACUCGCCCACCACACCACCAAACUCCAACACCUCAUCGUCCUCGUCAGCGGCGCAUCAUCCCUCGAUGAUCAACAUCCCGCCACCAAGACCACCACCACCACCGCUGUGCCACCCCUGCAACCCCUGCACCCCCCCGACGCCCGCGACUGCGACGCCCUCGCCGCCCUGCACGGCUUCGCCGCCGCCGCCGGGGCUAGCCCGCGCUGCCGCGUCUCCGUCGCGUACGUGCCCGGCGGCGUGGCGGACGCGGCGCGUUGGGUCGUCGGCGUCAUGGCGGCGUAUGGGCGGACGGAGGGGGAGUUGGUUGGGGAUAGGGGCGGCGGCGGUGGCGGUAUGGGAGAAGGGGGGGAUGUCGUCGAUGGUGGGGAGCAACAGUCGUCGUCGUCGCCGUCGUCGUUGUCGUCGUCGUCGUCGUCGUCGGUGCUGAAGGAGGAAGAGAGCUUGUGGGAGUUGUUCCUGCGGAGGGCGGGGCUGAAUGCGUUUGCGGCGCAGGUGGUGCUGGCGAGGUUGAAGAAGAAGGAGGUGGAGGGGGUGGGGAGGGGCAGUGCUGGUGAUGGUGGGGGAGGGCCGGCGGCGCAUGGGUUGGCGGCGUUUGUGGGGAUGGGUCGAGAGGAGAGGAGGGAGGUGUUUGAUGGAGUUUUGGGGGAUGGGGAGCUGUUGGACGCCGUGGGGAGGAGAGUGGAUGGAUUGUGGGUGACGCCGAGGUCGCAAAGAUGA